AUGACCAAUUUCAAGACCCCUGUUGUGCUGGACACAGGGUCUGGUUUGAUGAAAGCGGGGUUUGCUGAUCAGGACCUCCCGACUACUAUAUUCCCAAAUAUCAUUGGGCUGCCAAAAUACGAGGAAAUAAUGAAUGGCUACUUGGAACGGGAGAACUAUAUUGGACAUGAGGCUCAACAUAUGAGAGGAGUCCUGGCACUGAAGUAUCCCAUGAAGAACGGAAUUAUACGCAACUGGGAUGAAAUGGAAAAGAUUUGGCACCACACAUUCCAGCAGUUGCAUGUGGAACCAGACGAUCACCCUGUCCUAUUGACCGAGGCAGCCAUGAACCCACUGGAGAACCGUCAGCGCAUGGUGGAACUCAUGUUUGAGCGCUUCAAUGUUCCACUCACCUACGUGGCCAUGCAGGCGGUGCUGGCACUUUACGCAGCAGGGAGAACCACAGGUGUAGUGUUUGACUCUGGGGAUGGAGUGAGCCAUAGUGUGCCAGUGUUUGAGGGAUACUGUCUACCACACGCAGUGCAGCGCUGCACCUUGGCUGGCCAUGAUGUUACAAUGCACCUUAAAAAGCUUCUGCAGGAGCAGGGGUUCUGCAUGCGCACUUCUGCCGAGAUGGAGAUUGUGAGGGAGAUGAAGGAGAAAUGCUGCCGGGUGUCCCAGGACUAUGAAUCUGAGCUAACCUGUGGAGGGUCGGCCAGCAGUGCGAUGUAUUACACCAUGCCUGAUGGACAAGUCGUCCACCUCGGCACAGAGCGGUUCAGGGCUCCUGAGAUUCUGUUUAAGCCAGAGCUGAUUGGACGAGACCAUUACGGGAUGCAUGAGAGUAUUUUCAAGUCUAUCCUUAAUUCAGACAUUGACCUCCGGCGGAGUUUUUUGGGGAACAUUGUCCUAUCAGGUGGAAAUACCCUGUUGGCUGGCCUGCCUGAGCGGCUUCAGAGUGAAAUUAGAACCAUGGUGCCUACAGAUUUGGGGGAGUGUGUUCGGGUGACAAGCCCUAAGGACAGAGAUUGCUCUGUAUGGAGCGGAGGUGCAGUGCUGGCCAACUUGUCUUCCUUUGCCUCGGCCUGGAUCAGCCAAGAGGAAUAUGAGGAAUAUGGCCCCCAGAUUGUUUUCAGGAAGUGCUUCUGA
Molecule: messenger RNA, 1128 nt
Organism: Salvelinus namaycush (lake trout)
Lineage: Eukaryota; Metazoa; Chordata; Actinopteri; Salmoniformes; Salmonidae
Product: actin-85C-like
Exons: 7
Coding region: 1-1128 (375 amino acids)
Source: RefSeq, a predicted model, not a curated record